Messenger RNA from Morchella sextelata, 1791 nucleotides. RefSeq lists its product as uncharacterized. NCBI's taxonomy places the organism in Eukaryota, Fungi, Ascomycota, Pezizomycetes, Pezizales, Morchellaceae. The record is from RefSeq and is a predicted model, not a curated record. The transcript has 2 exons. Bases 1 to 1791 code for a protein of 596 amino acids.
AUGGGCAUCCCGCACCUCUACACGCACCUCCGCCCCUACGCCCGCCCCGAGGCCUUCCCGCCGACGCCCCCCGCGCCCACGCCCCUCUUCAUCGACGGCCCGGGCCUCGCGCACCACGUCUACCAGCUGGCCCUCAGCAGCACCCCGCCGGCGUCCGGCAACCCCUGGGAUGCGGCCCUGAGCUACGCCCGCUUUCAGGACGCGCUCAUCCGCUACCUCGACGAGCUGUCCGCCGCCCAGCUACACAUCCGCAAGAUCUACUUCGACGGGCACCUCCCCGCGUCGAAGCGCCCCACCCGGCACUCCCGCCUCGACGACGCCCUCCGCCGCCUCAAGUCCUACCACUCGCUGCACGCGCACUCCCUCCCCACCCGCCCCGCCCCUCCGCCGCCGUCCGCACCCGCGUUCACACCCCCCGCAGCCUACACGCCCCGCGCCACGCCGCUCCCCGCGCCCCCGUUCAUCCUGUCCGCCACCAUCGACGCCCUCACCGCCCACCCCGCCUACAGCAGCACCGUCGCCACCGUCCCCGCCGAGGCAGAGUCCUACUGCGCGCGCGACGCCAUUGCCGCGUCCGGCAUCGUGCUGACGGGCGACUCCGACCUCCUCCUCUUCGCCGCGGCCACGGCGCAGAACAGCUGGGGCGUGCUCAUGUUCCGCGACGUGACGCUCACCUUCCCGGGCGCUGUGUGCGCCGUCUUCCGGCCGUGCCAGAUCGCGGGCACACUCGGCGUGGACCUCGCGUUCCUGGGGUAUCUGUUGCAGGCGGACCCGCACGCGACGUUUCCCGUGCUGCAGCAGCGCGUGAAGAGGAUCGAGGAGCGGAAGCGCAGUGGGGUGGCCGUGGGCGAGUAUGGGAAGGGCUGGCGGGAGUUUCGCGCGGUAUAUGAGCUGCCCGGAGCGGAGGAGGAGGGCAAGGGCGGCGGAGGUGGGGUGGAGCCGCGGAUUGCGGAGCUGCUGGAUUCGCGGGGAGGGCGGGAGGAGGAGUGGGGGAGGAUGUGGCUGCCGUUUCUGUGGGAGGAUCCGGGACGGGGAAGUGCGUGGGAUGCGGGGCGGGCGGUGAGGGCGGGUGCGUAUGGGCUGGUGUUUAGGGAGGGCGUGAUGGAGGUGUGCCGCCGCGGGCAGAGGAUCUCGGAGGCGUUUGUGCACUCUGCGGAUGCGGCGGGCGUGCUGGAGAGGGCUCUGGGCGGUGGGGACGGAAGCUGGUGGGUCAGGACGAUAGUGGAAGAAAUCGUCGGCGUGUAUGAAGAGCGCGGGCAGACACCGCCGGACAGAAGUCUCCUGGAGGGAUUGGCGUAUAUGCUCUCCCCACCACCAUCACCAUCAUCAACAGCAGCUGCAAAACGACCAGCACCGCGGAGGUGGACGUGGGAGAAGGUGCAGGUGUUUGCGAUGGCGCAGGCGGCGUGGUACUCGCUGCUUGUGCUGAAGGAGGUGCUGGCGGCCACGGAGAAGGACGACUGCAAGGACCGGCUCAAGGCCUUUCCAGGCGUGGCAGAGUGUAUAGAUGGCAGCCGGUUCCUCGAAGGAGUGUCAUUAUCUGGGGAACACGAGGAAAGGGUGGUGAGAGAGGUGAUGGCGGCGUAUCACGCCCGCAUUCGAAACGCUGAUGACGGGGAAGACAUAGACACGCCAGGAAACGGAAACGGGAAACGGUCGAGUAGUCGGGAACUGCGGGCUGGGACCAACAGCGAGAGGAAAAAGAAGAAGAAACGGGGAAAGGACAAGAAGCAGGGCGAGAGCUCGAAUACUGUAGAGGCUAGGAAUAUCUUUGAGGUUUUGGCGGACUAA